This is a messenger RNA of Sporisorium graminicola, 3135 nucleotides long. RefSeq lists its product as uncharacterized. Bases 1 to 3135 code for a protein of 1044 amino acids. NCBI's taxonomy places the organism in Eukaryota, Fungi, Basidiomycota, Ustilaginomycetes, Ustilaginales, Ustilaginaceae. Gene Ontology annotation, biological process: cell adhesion; extracellular matrix organization. Gene Ontology annotation, cellular component: extracellular matrix. Gene Ontology annotation, molecular function: cell adhesion molecule binding. The record is from RefSeq and is a predicted model, not a curated record. The transcript has 3 exons.
AUGGUUCGGCUUCAAAGCGCAACGAGCUUCGCCGGCUUUGUCUUUCUCUGCAUUGCAAUAGCCCAAUGCGCAUCCUUCCCCUCCUACGCCGGCCAGAGGAACGCGCAACGGCCCAUGCAGAUUCCUGAACAACUUCUUACCGAAACAGCACGCAAAGGAAACGAUUCCGUCUCUUUCAAUCUCCUCGAUCUGUUAUCACAAUCGCCAGAUCACACAAUCUUGGUGCGUCUACUGCAGAGGACUCGACUCGUUCCAACGCUCAACAGACUCCAGGAGUUCGAUGACGGCACAGGACUCACCAUCCUUGCUCCUACUAACGAUGCCUUCCUCCGUAAGAGAAACGAACAAAUCGCACGGCGAGAAGCUGCUCUCGGCGGCGCAUCUGCCGACUCGCCCACCUUCUGGCAGCAUCUCAUGGAUCAGGAAGACAAUGUUGCAUACCAGCAUUCGAGCAAAUCAUCACAGUGCAUCUGGAACGAUGGACUUUGUGUGGCAUCGGACAACGUCAAUGCGGUAGCACGCCAACACAUCCUGUACCACAUUCUCAACUACACCCUACCAUUCACGUUGAGUGACGACACUGGCUCCCACUCGCCCUCGGCUCCUCUUCCUCAACCUGGCAACCCAGAGAUGCAGACUACGCUCCACUUCCCUUCGCGCCGCAUGCUCAUAGAGCCCACCCACCCAGGUCGUGUGCCCGUCCCCGACGAAGAGGACCACGGCGGUUUGCUCGGUCAUCAUGGUCAACGCAUGCGCGUCGCCCUCAACCAGGAGAAAGAAAAGAGCAAUCCUCUCAACUCGUUCUACUCUCGCCUCUCCAAGUCUCAACGCAACUCUUUCCGCUUUGGAGCCGACGGAAGGGGUCGCGGAGGUGCCAAGUCACUCCACGAAGACUGGCGCUCCAGAAACGGGGUGAUCCACUAUAUCGACUCGGUCAUCGACUUGCCGCCAUCCUUGGAACAGCUUGUCCUCACGCAUCCACGUCUUGAACGCCUCAGACGUCUUGUCAGCAGCGAAACUUUGAAGAGUCUGUCCACUGUGCCCCACCUCACCCUCUUCUUGCCCGACUCGGAAGCUUUCGAUAAUCUUAGUGUACUGGAGUCCACCUACCUUUUUGGCGACUACCCGCAGGCUGCUCUAGAUCGACUCAAGCUUCUGGGUUGGCACAUGUCCGGAAGCGGUUUGGGUGAUCGCUCUCCAGUGUACUCGGCGAACAUCCGCGCGGCUGGACAUGCUACAAUUCCGACCGCCCUAGGUGGCUCCGUAUCUGUCGAGGCCAAUGGUAACGAUGGUGCCAUCACCGUCAUGGGGGCACAGGUUUUGCAAGAAGAUAUUCUCGCUGAGAACGGUGUCAUUCAUGUCAUCGAUGACCUGAUCCUGCCUUUCGGCGACCUGGACAUGAGCAUCGAGGCCACACUCAUGGCACUGAACGCCUCGCGCUUCGUUGACCUCAUCUACGAGGCUGGCUUGCAGCGCUAUAUCGACAAGCCUGCUCAUCUGCAAAGGCGGGACCGAGACACAUUCACUUUCCUCGCUCCUCGCGACGACGUCAUCGAUGCUUGGUAUCCUGGCCAAGCUCUGCCGCAACCUUCGACCCACUCACUAGCGCAAUUUUCCCGCGAAUACCGUAAAGGUCCUGCCCUCGAGGAGGUCGUUCGCUAUCACAUCCUUCCCGGUCAGAUCAAACCGGGCGAUCUAACAAGCGGACUGCUGCUCAACACUGAGCUCUUGGACUGGAAGCUGAGAGAAGGCAGGCAAAAGAUGCCUGUCACCGUCGACGACUCAUCUGCUUCCGAUCGGAAAGGCAACGGCGACGUCGCCUUCGGUGAUGCAAACGUGCUCAGAGAACCGGUCGAGGUCAAGGACGCUGCGAUGAUCUACGUCGUGUCCCAAUUACUUCAGCCGCCCUCCGAUCCAGUUCAGACAGCUGUUUCGUACCUAUCACUCUCCACCUUUGUCGCCACCGUCUUCAGCGCAGACCUCAAGAAGGCCGUCGAGCGUGCACCCGGCGUCAGCUACCUCGUGCCCACCAACGACGCCUUCACCGGCCUCGGCCUUGCCAUGAACUACCUGUUGCUGCCCGAGUCGCAGCCGCUCUUGCAGGCACUAGUCGAGUAUCAUGCCAUCGACAAGAUUGUCUACAAGUCGGACUUCAUCGAGCAAGAAGUCGAAUAUCCCACCCUUUUGCCGACGCUGGGGGCCAAGCUUGCCAUCAGGAAACAGAAGAGUGGAGCAGUUCAUAUCCACAAGGCCGGUCAGCCCAAUGGUACCAUCUCGCUCGUCGUCAAAGGCGACAUCCUCACGAACACUGGCGUGAUUCACGAGGUGGACCGAGUCCAGAUACCAUUCGAUCUGACGAUCCGUGACCUCCUGAAAGGCGCAAAGGCCGAUACUAUGGAGGAUCUCAUGGUACAGGCGGGAUACGAAUACAUCCUCAACAGCACAAUUCGCCACAAUCAGACUCUCCAAUCCAGCACCGGCUUCAUGGUAUUGGUCCCCACCGACAGUGCCUUCACCAGGGUCAACCUCUCCGCGAUCCUCGAGGACCGUGAUCUUCUCGUUAGGCUCGUGCAGCAGCACAUCAUCCCACUCACUGACGAAAAAGCUGUAGAUGUCUUGCUGCCGGACAGCCGCGGAGACGAUAUCGGCAUGAAGGAUGAGAGCUCGUUCGCUACCUUGCUCGAUCGAUCUCAAGGAGGUUCCAGCUCCUACGGCCAGGUCAGCUUCCGCAGAAUGCCUUCAAGCAGCACCAGUCGUUAUCGACAGAGACCAUAUCGCACUCGCGGUAGCUCUGAGGACCGGGACAUGGACGGACUCGGAUGGCUUGUGGGUAUUAAAAACACACGGGGCUCGUCAACGAGUCGGUAUUCUGCCACUGUAAUGGCAUUUGGCCGCGAGGCUCGCGCUGUGAGAAGCGAUGUGCAAAUCGAGCGCGCACCUAUAGGCGGCGUCUUUCAGAUCGACACCGUCCUUGCCCCUUACGAGCCAAGUUGGUUUUACAGAUGGGGCUGGAUCGUCCUGAUCUGCGCCAUUGUUGCCCUGAUCCUUUCUGUCGCUGCCUUCUUCGCCGUACGAUGGUGGAGAGGUGGUAACAGAAUCAAGCUUCCCGAAGCUCUUGAGGGCGAAGAAGAGUGA